AUGGGGGACAAGGCGCGGGUGGCGGCGGACGAGAUCCUGCAGCGGCUGCGGGUGGAUGCCGUGGAUCUUCUGCUGAUCCACUGGCCUGGGGCGUCGGGGGUGGGCGCCACGUCGCCGCGCAAUGCGGAGCUGCGGCUGGAGGCUUGGCGGGCCUUGGAGGACCUCCAUCAGCAAGGCAAGGCCCGCGCCAUCGGGGUCUCGAACUUCGAGCCCCACCACCUCGCGCAGCUGCUCGCGUAUGCGCGCGUGCGGCCGGCGGUCAACCAGAUAGAGGUGCACCCGCGGCGACCCAACGCCGCGCUGCGCGCGCUGUGCGCGGCGGAGGGGGUGGCGGUGGUGGCGUAUGCAAGCCUGGGGUGCGGGCAGCUGCUGGGGGAGGCGGCGGUGCGGCGGGUGGCGGCGGAGGUCGGGCGCACGCCGGCGCAGGUGCUGCUGCGGUGGGGCCUGCAGCAGGGCUGCGCCGUCAUCCCGAAAUCGAUCAGGGCGGAGCGCAUCGCAGAGGCCUCGCCCUCGAAAAUCCUGGAGGGCUGGGAGCUGUCCAACGCCCAGGUGGCGGCGCUGUCCGGGUUGGACAACAACCACAAGUUCUGCUGGAACCCUGAGGGCAUCGCAUGA
This is a messenger RNA of Monoraphidium neglectum, 615 nucleotides long. RefSeq lists its product as hypothetical. Gene Ontology annotation, molecular function: oxidoreductase activity. Lineage: Eukaryota; Viridiplantae; Chlorophyta; Chlorophyceae; Sphaeropleales; Selenastraceae. The record is from RefSeq and is a predicted model, not a curated record. The transcript is spliced from 4 exons. The coding region runs from base 1 to 615 and encodes 204 amino acids.